CAUCACACAAUAUAAUAAUAGAGAGAGAGAGAGAGAGAGAGAGAGAGAGAGUCUUAAGAGUCCGAAGAGAAGAAGAUUGCUUGCGCUUGCGCUUGCGCACCCCAGAAGUAGAAGAAGAAGCCUGGCGUGUGGAGCCAACCAUUUUCUUCGAGUUGAAGAAGAAGAAGAAGAAGAGAUCCACAGACAAAGAUGCGGCAGUAUCGUCUCUAGCCUUCACUCUCCUUCACAAUCAGAUUUACUUCAACCAAAAUCAAAUGCAAUUUCCCCGCACCAAUGCCUCCUCCUCUCUGAUUCCCUCGUUGCUAUUCAAUUCUUGAUUCUUCUUCCCUCUCUCUCCUCCAAAUCCCUAUCGCUUUUCUCCUUCUACUAGGUUCCACUUCGCUUCUUCGUGAUUUUUCCGUUUCCAUGGCGGCUUCUUCCGCGGUGUGUACCUGGUUUUGGGCCGCUUGCAUGUCCCUCGCCUGCGACAAGGACUCCUCGCUGCUUCUCCAUUCUUCUUCUCCUUCCCGGCGAUUCACCGGCAGAUUGUCUCGCAAACGGAGGGUUUCGUCCAAAUGCGGCGCCCAACACUCGAAAGGCCUAAUCUCGUCCUUAUGUGGAUCAGUGAGCACUCAAUUUCAGGGCCUCAUGAGUUCUUCCUACCUCGCGGCUUUCGAGCCCUGCGAUGAGUAUUACAACUCGAAAGGUCUUCUUUAUUCCUCCGACCUGAAUGGCUUGUUCGGAUCGAGAAAUGUCCCGGCGAUCACUCGGAGGCGCCGCCGCAUGAAUCCCGCCGCCCAUUCGGGGGAAACAAUGGCUGUAGCUGUGCAACCUUCUAAGGAAGUUAGAACAGAAAAAAAGCCUCCUGUUAAGCAAAGGAGAGUAGUUGUGACAGGGAUGGGAGUGGAGACUCCAGUUGGUCGUGAUCCAGAUGCCUUCUAUCAGAAUCUGCUUGAAGGUGUCAGUGGCAUAGGUGAGAUAGAAGCUUUUGACUGUGCCCAUUAUCCAACGAGAAUUGCUGGGGAGAUCAAGUCUUUCUCAACAGAUGGAUGGGUUGCACCAAAACUUUCAAAAAGGAUGGACAAAUUCAUGCUUUACAUGCUAACAGCUGGCAAGAAAGCAUUGGAAGAUGGUGGAAUUACAGAAGAUGUAAUGAAUGAAUUAGAUAAAGCCAGAUGUGGGGUUUUGAUUGGCUCAGCCAUGGGGGGAAUGAAGGUUUUCAAUGAUGCUAUCGAAGCAUUAAGGAUCUCUUACAGGAAGAUGAAUCCUUUUUGUGUACCAUUUGCAACUACAAAUAUGGGGUCUGCCAUGCUUGCUAUGGAUCUGGGUUGGAUGGGCCCAAACUAUUCAAUCUCAACUGCAUGUGCCACAAGCAAUUUCUGCAUACUGAAUGCGGCAAACCAUAUCAUCAGAGGAGAAGCGGACAUGAUGCUCUGUGGUGGCUCAGAUGCUGCAAUAAUACCUAUUGGAUUGGGGGGUUUUGUGGCAUGCAGAGCACUUUCUCAGAAUAACAGUGAUCCAACAAAAGCUUCACGCCCAUGGGAUAUUAAUCGUGAUGGAUUUGUGAUGGGAGAAGGAGCUGGAGUCCUGCUUUUGGAAGAACUGGAGCAUGCUAAGAAAAGAGGUGCCACUAUCCAUGCAGAAUUUCUAGGUGGAAGCUUCACUUGUGAUGCAUACCACAUGACAGAGCCCCACCCUGAAGGGACUGGUGUUGUUCUAUGCAUAGAGAAGGCCUUAGCUCAGUCUGGUGUGUCCAGGGAAGAUGUAAACUACAUAAAUGCACAUGCUACAUCCACACCCGCUGGAGACCUAAAGGAGUACCAAGCCCUAAUUCGUUGUUUUGGCCAGAACCCUGAGCUUAGAGUAAACUCUACAAAGUCUAUGAUUGGUCACUUACUAGGUGCGUCGGGAGCCGUUGAAGCUGUUGCAACUGUGCAGGCAAUAAGGACAGGGUGGGUGCAUCCAAAUAUCAAUCUCGAGACUCCUGAUGAUGGCGUGGACAUAAAAGUGCUGGUUGGUCAAAAGAAAGAAAGACUGGACGUGAAGGUUGCAUUGUCCAAUUCAUUUGGAUUUGGCGGCCACAACUCAUCAAUCUUGUUUGCUCCAUACAAGUAGACAGACAUAGUGGGCUUCUUCAACCUGGCUUCAUCCGGUGCAGUGGGCACGCAGGCAUUUUAACUGUUCAAGUUAUCCAUUGGGUGUUGGAGCACAUGAAAAUUGAGCAUGGGCAUCGUCACUGUAACUAGUGCUCAGCCCUAUUUCUUUUUACUUGCUUCAUGAUACAAGGCUAACUAGUGUUGAUAAUGAAUUUGGAUCUCUUGAAAGAAAGAAUCAGAAGAGGAAAAUGAAUGUAUGUAUGUCAGCUUAGCAAAUGUAUGACAGUAGUGAAAAAAAUUUCCGUGCGUACUUUGGAAAGAUUUCACAGGAUACGUGCCCUUACUGAAUUUUGUAUUGGUUGGCCUCCUUACCUUAUCACAUAAUCAGCAGGUAGCAAUGGGCCACGCCCAAGCCAUGUAUUUGCAUUCUCUUAUAGGGAGGAGAUUUAGAAGCUACGUUUGGAGCAUCUUCUGUACGUUUGUUUUUCUCUAAUCUAUCUAUAUACAAGGACUGCAUAGUUGCUGGAUUCUGAAGUA
Diospyros lotus (date-plum) is the source of this 2612-nucleotide messenger RNA. Its product is annotated as 3-oxoacyl-[acyl-carrier-protein] synthase II, chloroplastic. The transcript has 13 exons. Gene Ontology annotation, molecular function: 3-oxoacyl-[acyl-carrier-protein] synthase activity. Lineage: Eukaryota; Viridiplantae; Streptophyta; Magnoliopsida; Ericales; Ebenaceae. Bases 406 to 2094 code for a protein of 562 amino acids. The record is from RefSeq and is a predicted model, not a curated record. Gene Ontology annotation, biological process: fatty acid biosynthetic process. Gene Ontology annotation, cellular component: chloroplast stroma.